AUGGAAUAUACCUUAGAGAAGGAUGAGAAGCUAGCAAGCAUUGCUAAGGGUAUCCCAAACAAUGCAAAAUACACAUCUAAGGAUAUCCAAAAUGAAAUUAUCCAAACACUGGCUGACAUGGUGCUUUUCGAGGUCAGGAAAAAAUAUGAAAGUGCUGAUUCUGCAGGGUUUUGCCUCAAAAGUGAUGGGACCAGGGAUAGGUGUAAUGUGGGAUAUUUGUCUGUGAUAAUACGAUUUGUCAGAAAUUCCAUGCCAGAGGAGCAUCUUAUUGGGUUGCUUGACUUGCAACAACUUGAUGCAGAGUACAUUACCUCUGAGAUACUGUUACACCUUUCUGAUGCUGACUACAGUGCUGACAGUAUACUUAGCCAAUGUUAUGAUGGGGCUUCUGUGAUGAGUGGGGUUAGAGGUGGUGUACAAGCUCUGCUCCAAAAGAGGCUUGACAGAUAUGUCCCAUACAUCCACUGCUACAACCACCAACUGCACUUAGUGGUUGUGCAUGCCAUGCAGAGUGAGCCGUGUGCAAAAAGAUUUUUUAGCCUAUCUAGUUCACUCUACAACUUUUUUCACCACCACUAUAUGCUCAAUAAACAUGAUGCACCUUGUCUAAAUUGGCGGCUUGAGAUCAGAUGGACAAGCCACUAUGAGGUGACAAGGUGCACUGUGGACAAUCAAGAACAAAUCCUUAGUAUCCUAUCUGAGAUGACAGAGGAUGAUGAUGCUGCAGUUGACCUGUGCACCGAGGCAUCAGGCCUGCUAUGCCAAAUUAAGAGGCAUCACUUCUUUGAGAUUGGAAAGUUCCUAGUGCGGGUGCUUGGUGUCUUGAAACCAGAAAAUGCUAUUCUACAGUCUCAGUCAGUUGAUCUGUGCAGUGCUUCUGAGGUUCUUAGUGCAGCACUGGACUCCUUAAAAAACAUCCGUGAGGAUGACUGUUGGGUAGUGUCAUCUCCUGCUGUGGAUGAGUCACAUCCAACAAAGAGAAGGAGAACAAUGAGCAAAUACCUGGGUCAAAGUAUUGUGCUCUCAACUUUGGGCCAUAGAGACUCUGGUGACCCUACCAUUUCCCCCCCAUCAGUCUCUGAAAAGAUCCCUGCUCAACAUCCUUGACAGGGCCAUUUCAGAAAUGGAAACUAGAUUUUCACACAAGAAUAUUGACCUGAUGAGAGCCAUAUCUAGUCUUACACCCAAAUCUAGCGCAUUUAUAGAUCCCACCCUGUUGCACCCUCUAGCUGUGAUGGCUGGCACUGUAGCAGAUGUUGUAAGUCUGAAAAAUGAAGUUCUUGUGGCAAAACAGAUGCUGCUCAAAAAAUGUUCAAAGGAAACAGACCUGCCCACUAUGUGUAAACUCCUGCAGGAGAACAAGGAAGCCUUUCCUGAGUUACAUAAAUUGUAUGUAAUAGCCCUGGUAAUUGGUGUGUCUUCAGCAUCGUGUGAGAGUUCCUUCUCCACUUUGUCCCGGGUCCUAACCCCCUAUCGUCGCACCAUGUUACAUAAAAGAAAGAGGAAUUUGGUGAUCUUGGCCCAUGAGAAGUCCAUAACAAAUAACUUGGAUAUGGAUGAAUUUGUAAGAAGUUUUUGCAAAGGGAAACAGGAGACUGUUGUUGUAGAGUGGAUUGAGGAGAAAGGAGAGUGGAG
Molecule: messenger RNA, 1635 nt
Organism: Erpetoichthys calabaricus (reedfish)
Lineage: Eukaryota; Metazoa; Chordata; Cladistia; Polypteriformes; Polypteridae
Product: zinc finger protein 862-like
Exons: 2
Coding region: 1-1107 (368 amino acids)
Source: RefSeq, a predicted model, not a curated record